Castor canadensis (American beaver) is the source of this 2298-nucleotide messenger RNA. It is a transcript of the gene Ankk1, whose product is annotated as ankyrin repeat and kinase domain containing 1. The record is from RefSeq and is a predicted model, not a curated record. Gene Ontology annotation, biological process: regulation of cell cycle process; protein phosphorylation. NCBI's taxonomy places the organism in Eukaryota, Metazoa, Chordata, Mammalia, Rodentia, Castoridae. Gene Ontology annotation, molecular function: protein kinase activity; ATP binding; protein binding. Gene Ontology annotation, cellular component: cytoplasm.
AUGGCCACUGGCCCUACGGAACUGCAGCUGGGCAGCCUCACCCUCUUCACCUGCGAGGACUUUGAGGACGAAUGGCACAGAGUAGCCAGUGGUGGCUUCGGCCAGGUGUUCCAGGUGCGGCACAAGCGCUGGAGGACACAGUAUGCCAUCAAAUGCUCCCCUUGUCUCCAGCAUGACGCCACCAGCGUCAAUGUAAAUUGCCUCAUUGAAGAAGCAGAGAAAAUGGAGAAGGUCAAGUUUCAGCACAUCGUGGCCCUCUAUGGGGUGUGCAGGCAGCCCCUGGGCAUUGUGAUGGAGUUCAUGGCCAAUGGCUCCCUGGAGAAGGUGCUGCCCACUCACAGCCUCUGCUGGGAGCUCAAAUUCCGCAUCAUCCAUGAGAUCAGCUUGGCUGUGAACUUCCUCCACAGCCUUAAGCCUCCUCUACUCCAUCUGGACCUCAAGCCAGGCAACAUCUUGCUGGAUAAAAACAUGCAUGUCAAGAUUUCAGACUUUGGCCUGUCCAAGUGGAUGGAACAGUCGACCCGGAUGCAGUACAUCAAGAGGUCAGCUCUGCGGGGCACUCUCAGUUACAUCCCCCCUGAGAUGUUUUUGGACAGUAACAAGGCCCCAGGGCCCAAAUACGACGUGUACAGCUUUGGAAUUGUCAUCUGGGAACUCCUCACUCAGAAGAAACCAUAUGCAGGACUCGACAUGAUGGCAAUCAUCAUCCGUGUGGCUGCAGGAUUGCGGCCCACCCUGCAGCCUGUCUCUGAGGAGUGGCCAGGCGAAACUCAGCAGAUGGUGGACUUGAUGAGGCGCUGCUGGGACCAGGACCCCAAGAAGAGGCCAUGCUUUCUAGACAUCACCAUCGAGACAGACAUGCUGCUCUCCCUGCUCCAGACCUCUGUGGCAGACCCUAAGAGUGAGACCCUGGCAAGGAAGGUGUCCUGCAAACCAUCACUGCGCCGACCCCAAGAGGUUAGUGAGGAAGUCAGCCAGGAGCUAACGGACAGUGACUCAGGAGACUACUUGAAGCGGGUCCUUCAGCUCUCUGACAGUGAGAGCUUGGUUCCAAGCGAUGAAGAUCUACAUGUCUACAAGAACAAGAUGACUCCCCUCCAUUUCCUGGUGGCCCAGGGUAGCGUGGAGCAAGUGAGGCUAUUGCUGGCCCAUGAGGUUGAUGUGGACUGCCAGACAGCCUCUGGCUAUACACCUCUCCUCAUCGCUGCCCAGGACAAGCAGCCUGAGCUCUGUGCCCUGCUCCUGGCACAUGGAGCUGAUGCCAACUUGGCAGAUGAGGAUGGCUGGGCCCCACUGCACUUUGCAGCCCAGAAUGGGGAUGACCGCACUGCCCGCCUACUCCUGGACCACGGGGCCCUGGUGAAUGCCCAGGAAGAUGAGGGCUGGACCCCACUCCACCUGGCUGCACAGAACAACUUUGAGAAUGUGGCACGGCUUCUGGUCUCCCGACAAGCUGACCCCAACCUGCACGAGGCUGAGGGCAAGACCCCUCUCCAUGUGGCUGCCUAUUUUGGCUAUGUUGGCUUGGUCAAGUUGCUGACAGGUCAGGGGGCUGAGCUGGAUGCUCAGCAGAGAAAUCUGAGGACACCACUGCACCUGGCAGUGGAGCGGGGCAAAGUGAGGGCCAUCCAACACCUGCUGAAGAGUGGGGCAACCCCCAAUGCCCUUGACCUGAGUGGCUAUGGCCCACUGCACAUUGCUGCUGCCAGAGGAAAGUAUCUUAUCUGCAAGAUGCUGCUCAAGUAUGGGGCCAGCCUCGAGCUGCCCACCCAGCAGGGCUGGACACCUCUGCAUCUAGCAACCUACAAGGGCCACUUGGAGAUCAUCCACCUGCUAGCUGACAGCCAUGCAGAGUUGGGUGCUCUUGGAGGUAUGAAUUGGACCCCUCUGCACCUGGCUGCCCGCUAUGGGGAGGAGGUGGUAGUGUCAGCACUGCUGAGGUGUGGGGCUGACCCUAAUGCUGCUGAACAGUCAGGCUGGACACCCCUCCACCUGGCGGUGCAGAGGGGUUCCUUCCUGAGUGUCAUCCACCUCCUGGAGUACCAUGCAGACGUCCAUACCUGCAACAAGGUGGGAUGGACACCUGCCCACCUGGCUGCUCUCAAGGGCAACACAGCCAUCCUCAAAGUGCUGGUUAAGGCUGGCGCCAAGUUGGAUGUCCAGAAUGAAGUGGGCUACACACCCCUGCAGCUGGCCCUCCGGAGCCAAAAACAGGGCAUUAUGGACUUCCUGGAGGGCAAGGAGCCUUUGCUGGCCAUUCUGGGUGGUACUGAGCCAGGAGCUCAGAGGGAAGUUUAG